Messenger RNA from Vitis riparia (riverbank grape), 1176 nucleotides. Its product is annotated as peroxidase N-like. Bases 17 to 1057 code for a protein of 346 amino acids. The transcript has 4 exons. Gene Ontology annotation, molecular function: peroxidase activity; heme binding. Gene Ontology annotation, biological process: response to oxidative stress; hydrogen peroxide catabolic process. NCBI's taxonomy places the organism in Eukaryota, Viridiplantae, Streptophyta, Magnoliopsida, Vitales, Vitaceae. The record is from RefSeq and is a predicted model, not a curated record.
UUUCUUGCUGAUAGAGAUGGAGGGUAGUGCUUCAGGAAAGUUUAGUGGCUGCUCAUGUUUGUUCAUGAUCAGCUUUUUGAUGGUGUGUUUGGGUGUGAGGUCCGAACUCACCACUGAUUUCUACAAUGAAAGCUGCCCAAACCUUCUGACGAUCGUGAGAAAGGCGGUUAAGAGUGCCAUCAAGACGGAGACGAGAAUGGCGGCUUCUUUGGUUCGACUUCACUUCCAUGAUUGCUUUGUGAAUGGUUGCGAUGGAUCGGUUUUGCUGGAUGGAAGUGAUGGAGAGAAGUCUGCCUUACCCAACUUGAACUCAGUGAGAGGAUUCGACGUUGUGGACACAAUAAAAAGUUCUGUGGAGAGCGCAUGUCCAGGAGUUGUUUCCUGCGCUGACAUACUAGCCAUAGCCGCCCGAGACUCCGUUCUCCUGAGUGUAUCUGCAGGAAUGAAACUAAGAAGGAAUCCUCUGCAGAGUGGAGGAAAUACAUGGAAAGUAUUUUUAGGAAGAAGAGAUGGACUAGUUGCAAACCAGACAGGCGCAAAUAACGGACUUCCUUUUCCAACUGAUUCCUUGGAUACAAUCACUCAGAAGUUUGCCAAUGUCGGCCUCAAUCAGACCGAUGUCGUGUCGUUAUCAGGUGCGCAUACAAUUGGAUUAGCAAGAUGUACUACCUUCAGCAGCAGAUUGUUCAACUUCAGCGGAACAGGCGCUGCUGACUCUACAAUGGACACGGAAAUGGUGUCCGAUUUGCAGACCUUAUGCCCACAGAGUGGUGAUGGGAACACGACAACCUCUCUCGACCAGAACUCAACCGAUCUUUUCGACAACCAUUACUUCAAGAACUUGCUCGUUGGGAAGGGUCUUCUUAGCUCUGAUCAGAUUCUAUUUACUGGUGAUGCAGCUGCUUCCACAACCAAAAGCCUUGUUCAAAACUACAGCAGUGACUCUGGCCUCUUCUUCUCCGAUUUCACCAACUCCAUGAUCAAGAUGGGGAAUAUCAGCCCCAAAACUGGUUCCGAUGGCGAGAUUCGAACGAAUUGCAGGGUGAUUAAUUCAUAAAAUGAAUUGAAGUUGUGAGGUUGAUGGUCAUGUUUCAAGGAAUUUAUGGUGUUUUCAGUGUGUUUAUGUAAUGUAUGUUGAUGUAAUGAAUAAGAUCUUUGGGACUUGGUUUUCUCAUA